Messenger RNA from Corticium candelabrum, 816 nucleotides. RefSeq names its product zinc finger matrin-type protein 2-like. NCBI's taxonomy places the organism in Eukaryota, Metazoa, Porifera, Homoscleromorpha, Homosclerophorida, Plakinidae. Gene Ontology annotation, cellular component: U4/U6 x U5 tri-snRNP complex; spliceosomal complex. Gene Ontology annotation, biological process: mRNA splicing, via spliceosome. The coding region runs from base 61 to 672 and encodes 203 amino acids. The record is from RefSeq and is a predicted model, not a curated record. Gene Ontology annotation, molecular function: zinc ion binding; nucleic acid binding. The transcript is spliced from 8 exons.
AAUUGUUAAAUGAAAUCUCGGAAUUAAUUACCUCAGCCUUGAGUUGAUUUCAACCGAAUUAUGAUGGAGAAAAAAGAUCCUAACCAAUUUCGUCGUACGUGGGACAAAGAGAAGUAUGAGAAGCGCGCGAAAGAAAGAGCGUUUCAAGAAGACGAAGACAAAUUCGUUAGAAGACCUGAAGCAGGAAAAAGGGAAUUGUUGAAACCAAGAGAAUAUGAUGUUGAUCUUGAUUCAAGCGUGGGGAAGUCGAUAGUAGUCAAUAAAACAACACCUUCAGCUCAAGCCGGAGGUUUCUACUGUAAUGUGUGUGACUGUGUGGUGAAGGAUUCAAUAAACUUUCUGGAUCACAUCAAUGGAAGAAAACAUCAGAGAAACAUGGGCAUGUCAAUGAAGGUUGAACGUUCGACUGUUGAGCAAGUAAGGGCACGCUUUGAGAUGCACAAAAGAAAGUCUCAAGAGAAAAAAGAAGUCAGAGAAUACGAUAUCGAAGCAGUAGCAAGUGCCAGAAGAGAAGAAGAGGAACAUCAAAGAUCAGAUCGCCGUGAAAGACGUAAAGAAAGAAAACGACGAAGACGAGAAGAUGAAGAUGAUGAAGACCUUGGUGGACUAGAUCCUGCAAUGGUAUCUGUGAUGGGAUUUGAUGGUUUCAGUACUAAAACAAAAGCAAAGUAGGUGACAAAAUAAUACAAUAGGCUAUGCACACAGUAAGUUAGAACAUGACGUCCGUGUCCAAGCUUUGUGGGCUUCUUGUGAUCUAUGAGUGCAUUACUGGAGAAAAAAGCUGAUAACAUUCAUUGUACUUUUCAAAUAGAGAAU